ACCAUGUGGUAUCUCCUGUCAACGUUCUGUCUGUACUGCGCAGUCGCGGUGUCAUGUAAACAGCAGAGGUUCGUGAGCUAGCUAACCAGCUACAUAGAUGUUAGGGCGUUGAUACCGGCGAUAUUGUUCAAAUGUAGCUUUCAAUCAAUAUAUUUGUCUUUCUUCACCACACAUCGCAUUGUCUAGCAGGAUAAUCUGACCUGUGAGACCCUUAUCUACACCGAGGAUACCUCCUUUUGUUGUUUUGAUCAGUGAUACGAGAAGGCUAACGUUACUGUAGCUAGCAAGUUAACGUUAGACAGCAUAGUUUGGGUCCUUGCAACGUUGAGCUUCAAAGCUCGAAUGUAAGGGCGGGUUUCUUUCUCUUACAUUGUUUACAUGUUAGCUAACUUUAGAUAACUAUCAACCUAACGUGACCUAAUUGCUAGCUUAGUUAUAGUCUGUCAACUAUCGUUUUGCUAGCCAUGAUUUGACUUCGAAAACAGCAGGUAUACCAUUAUAUUAUUGAUUUGGUGCUUUGACUGUUUGGUCGUUUCUAGCUAAACAGCUUAGCUGGUAAUAAAGUAGUUCAAAUGUCAUGUUUGGGUGAGGUUGCCAAGUGUCUGUCCCUUUGUUAGUUAGCUAUAUAUUCGACACGCUGGUUUCAUGGCACUUAAAAUACCAACAUAAUGUGUUUUAGCAGGCUUGUAACAACUGUGUGGGACACUCGCUAGAUCGCUAAUUAAUUAGCUUGCUGGGCCGUAAACGUAAUCAAACUGUGAGUAGCCUAGGCCGAAAACAGGGACUGUGAAAAACAACUCGUCACUGCAGCCUAACGUUAUAUUGCCCACGACACGUAACCAGCUGCAAGGCCUGUCAUUAGGACAAUACAAUCAAUACAUGUUAACUGAAAACAGGAAACGCCAGCGGAGUGGUGGGGAAGAGGAGAAUGGCCAGCUGGUGCCUAAGGCCAAAAGGUUGAGCAGAGGAGCUAACCCCCUCUCUCCUGAGCUGGGCCUGGAUGCCUGGGACUCGGAGUUGUCCAACAGUGAGAGCAGAGGGAUUAGCAGUCCGGACCAUGCGGUGGGGAGCAGCAGCAGUAGCCAGUGUGCUGUGGACAGCCUCAGUGGGGCCCAACCCUACGCCCCUGGCCCAUGUAGUCCCCUCAGCUCGGCUCUCUCCUCAGAGCUAGCUGACCCCACUAACCUGGUCUCGUACCAUCAAAUCAACCGCAUCCUACGAGAGGCCCACUUUGAGAGUCUGCAGUGCCGAGGCCACCCCAGAGAUGCAUGAUGAUUUCCCCCCAUUCCAGCCAUGCCUCUGGGGCAGGAGAGGACCGACCACAACCUGGGCAUGCCCGGAGCAUUACAUGGUGGAUCACUCACUCAGCUCUACUACCCCUCUACAUCUCCUGUUUCCAUAACAUCACAGCAGCUCUAUGCUGUCUGCAUAUCGUUGGAUGGAGACUAGCUAGUCCAGGCCUGCUGUAUUAUUGAAACUUGGCAAUCCAUUUAGAAUGUAAAAAGAAACCUGUUCAUAUUGUUGGCAAUAAUAACUCUUUGAUCCAAUUGGGAAUAUCCUGACCUGUGACUCUUUUUUUGUUGUUCCAGACCAGUCUGGGUUACAUGCUGCAUAGUACCAGUCUGGGUUACAUGCUGCAUAGUACCAGUCUGGGUUACAUGCUCCAUAGUACCAGUCUGGGUUACAUGCUGCAUAGUACCAGUCUGGGUUACAUGCUGCAUAGUACCAGUCUGGGUUACAUGCUGCAUAAUACCAGUCUGGGUUACAUGCUGCAUAGUACCAGUCUGGGUUACAUGCUGCAUAGUACCAGUCUGGGUUACAUGCUGCAUAGUACCAGUCUGGGUUUGUACCAUGUUUGAGAGUGAAAUUGGAGGGGCUGCAGGAACUUCGUGUCUGUACAGGGUUACUGGUGUUUGUGGUCUGUGUAGGGGUUGCUGGGGUUUUGGGUCUGUGUAGGGUUUAUUGGGGUUUGGGUCUGUGUAGGGAUUCCUGGGGUUUAGGGUCUGUGUAGGGGUUCCUGGGGUUUAGGGUCUGUGUAGAGGUUCCUGGGGUUUAGGGUCUGUGUAGGGAUUACUGGGGUUUAGGGUCUGUGUAGGGGUUCCUGGGGUUUAGGGUCUGUGUAGGGGUUCCUGGGGUUUAGGGUCUGUGUAGGGGUUACUGGGUUUGGGUAGUCAUAUACUGAAUGAAAUCUGCACUAUGAAGGUUACGGUGUACUGUACGUGAAUCAAUAACAGUGAGGGUUUGUUUGCUUCCGCACUUGACAGGGGGCUAACAAUCACGUACUUUAACUAUCCAGGGUUUUGUUUAUUAGGUACCAAAUGGACUGAAAAAGGGGAAUGCCUGGACUUGUCCAUAAAAAUAAUUUGUUAAAAUUUUAUUUCACAACGUUUUACUACAGUGUGUCCUACUGAACAGUGCCCUACUGAACAGGACCAAGGGUCAUAGUGCAACUUAAUCAGGAAAAUGUUCGCCUACACCAGUAACGAAGAAGGGACCUUGGAUCUAACUGAGCUUGUAUAAAAAUGCACUGUAACCGCUGUUUUGUGACCUGUUUUUGGGUGAGCUUUGCACACGGCUUUACUACCCAAACACCUCUUAUCAAGAAGACCUUCCCUCAGCCCGGACUUGAGGGAAGUUUCAGUGGUUGAAGCCACUGAAACUGGCCUAGCUGCAAAACAAACCCACUUGAAUCCAGCUGGAUGGUUGCUGUAUGAUUCAGUCUGAAUCCAGCUGGAUGUUUGCUGUAUGAUCCAGUCUGAAUCCAGCUGGAUGGUUGUUGUAUGAUCCAGUCUGAAUCCAGCUGGAUGGUUGUUGUAUGAUCCAGUCUGAAUCCAGCUGGAUGGUUGUUGUAUGAUCCAGUCUGAAUCCAGCUGGAUGGUUGUUGUAUGAUCCAGUCUGAAUCCAGCUGUAUAAUCCAGUCUGAAUCCAGCUGGAUGUUUACUGUAUGAUCCAGUCUGAAUCCAGCUGGAUGGUUGCUGUAUGAUCCAGUCUGAAUCCAGCUGUAUGAUCCAGUCUGAAUCCAGCUGGAUGGUUGCUGUAUGAUCCAGUCUCUGUGAACAUCCAGGUAUUUAAAGCACCGACCAUAAGGCUGUGUGUUUUCACAGGCCCCUUUCCCCCAAAGUUGGAUUUGCUGUCCUCUUCGUGGGGGAGGAGCACAACUGUCCCUCUUUCAGUCAAGACUAAGUUUAGUGUUAUAUCAGAAAAUAUGGUUUAUUUUUAUCAUUAUUUUUUGUAUUAAGAAUUUCUACAUGACAUCUUACCUGCCAUUGAAAUUUUGGAUUUGAUUUUGUUUUUUUAAUUCAUCUACAUUUGAAAAUAAAGAUGUUUUGAAACAGG
Oncorhynchus kisutch (coho salmon) is the source of this 3336-nucleotide messenger RNA. RefSeq lists its product as uncharacterized. The transcript has 3 exons. The record is from RefSeq and is a predicted model, not a curated record. The coding region runs from base 880 to 1272 and encodes 130 amino acids. NCBI's taxonomy places the organism in Eukaryota, Metazoa, Chordata, Actinopteri, Salmoniformes, Salmonidae.